GUCGAUAACCAAGGAACGUCUGUCCUCAUCUGUGUGUGUGUGUCUGUGUGUACUCACCUGUGUCUGUAUUCACCUGUGUCCGGCUCACCUGUGUGUGUACUCACUCGCCUGUGUGUGUGGUGCUAGUGUGCACACGCUCGGACGUCCUCCCGAGCCGCCAGCCCAGCUCCGGCGAGGUCUUAAGCGCUGCCACCCGAGCCGGCCGGCCGAGGAACCCGCGGGGCUUCUCCCCGCUGAGUCCGUGGGCGGCUCCAGACGGCCUCACUCUCCCUCCAGCCUGAGCGGCGCCCGGGGGCGUCGCCUCCUCGCCGCCCCGCCGCUCCGGACGCUCUCCUCCUCCUCCUCCGACCAGCACGAGCUGGCCGCCGGCCACCACUCCCAGGGCCCCGCCCGGGGACCUGCAGCCAGAAGCCUCUCCCGGUCUAGGGGAGCACCGGCCUCCUCCCACACCCUCGGGUGCCCGGUGUGCUGCCUUUCCCGGUAAAUAAGGAAGAAAAACUUGAAGCGAACCCAGUCCCACUACCUUCUUCCUCUCAAGAAGGCAGCCAGAGAAGCCGACGCGCACCUCCGCCCCACGAGUCCCUCUCUCUAGGACAGCGACUCUGCCUUCCCCGGAAACAGAAAAAGAAAAGGCAGGCCGGAACCCAGCAUUCAGGGAUUCUUUUUCCUCAAGUUUCCGGACGGGUAAACCCACUGACAGAUUCUAGUUGGUUAACAGAGCCGUCGCUCUCACCGACUCCACUUCCUACUGGCUCUUUUGGGCACCGCCCCCUGGCAGGGCGGGAGAUUCGGUGUGUCCUCGGCUGAUUUCCCUCUCCCGCGGCUCUCGGUGCACUCUCUCCCUCUAGCUCCCGCGGCGUGCUUGAGCUCUCCGCAGGUCUCUGCGUCAGGAUCGCUUUCCCCACAGCCACGAUCCGGCAGGGCAGCGUCGGUCGCUAGCUAGGCGGCCCGCAGAGACCUAGCGGCGCCUCUCCUGCCAGUGAGGCGAGCGCUCCUCGGCGUCUCGUGCAGCGGCGAUCCCUGCGCCCCGGCGUCUAACGUGCGGCGCGGCCCAGUCAGGGCACCGGCCACCUGGCAGGCGGGGACCUGUGGGCGGCCAGGGAGCGCCGCGCCCCCGCCACUCCGAGCAGCGCCUGGAUGCCCCGCUGCCGGGCGUCCGCGGGCGCGAAACGGUGCCGCAGACCCGACCGUGGCGGCGGAGCGCUGUAGAAGCGAGUGGAUACUUCCAUUUUUCAGUUGGGACCUUCGGUGACCGUGACGCCUCCGCCAGUUACAGAUAACUGUCUAAAUUUUCCAGCUGCAGAAUGUGUAGUACCUUAAAAGGUUGGCCGUGAUGAGUAAACUGGAAUUAAAAGAAGACAAGAUGCUGGAGGUCCAGUUUGUGGGAGAUGAUGAUGUGCUUAAUCAUAUUCUUGAUAGAGAAGGAGGUACUAAAUUAAAAAAAGAGCGAGCUCAGCUUUUGGUCAAUCCACAGAAAAUAAUAAAAAAGCAGGAAUAUGGUGUGGAGGAAGGUGACCAAGAAGUGUUAAAGGAUCAGAACUACGUGAAAGUUUUGGGACAAAACGUUCAAGAAUCUUUGAAAAAUGGCACUGCUACAGAUGGUGGGAAUAAAGUUUAUUCUUUUCAGAAUAGAAAGUACCCUGAAAAGAUGGCGAAGUUAGCUUCUGAACUAGCAAAAACACCGAGAAAAAAUGUUUCGUUCAGUUUGAAAAAUGAUCCUGAAAUUAAAAGCAUCUCUCAGAGUAGUAAGGGGCACUCUGCUUCGGACAAAGUUCAGCCAAAGAACAACAAAAAUGAAUUGCAGUCUACACCACCUCGAAGUCUAAGAAAGAGAUUAAUAGUUCCCAGCUCCCAUUCCGACAGUGAAAGUGAAUAUUCGGCGUCGAACUCGGAGGAGGAUGAAGAGGUUGCACAGGAAUCCGAGAAGGACACAAACGCAUCUGUGCUCAGCCAGAAGACGCAGGCUGCGAGCAGAAUCCUGGUGCCCACCUGCAGAGGCACGCCUUCCAAGAGGAUGAGGAGAGAGGACAGUAGCAACUUAGUGGAAGAAUAUUUCGAAGCUCACAGCAGUUCCCAAGUCUUGACCUCCGACAGAACCCUGGAGAAGUUGAAGAGGGCAGCCCUGGAUCAGCAAACGCUGCGUAACUUACUGAGCAAGGUUUCCCCUUCCUUUUCUGCUGAACUUACACGAUUAAAUGAACAACACGAAAAGUUAUUUCAUAAAUGGAUGCUGCAGUUACACCUUGGUUUCAACAUUGUGCUCUAUGGUUUGGGUUCUAAGAGAGAUUUACUAGAAAGGUUCCGAACCACCAUGCUGCAGGACUCCGUCCAUGUGGUCAUCAAUGGCUUCUUCCCUGGGAUCAGUGUAAAGUCAAUCCUGAAUUCUAUAACAGAAGAAGUCCUUGAUCAUGUGGGUACUUUCCGAAGUGUUCUGGAUCAGCUAGACUGGAUCAUAAACAGAUUUAAAGAAGAUUCUUCUUUAGAACUCUUCCUUCUUAUCCACAACUUGGACAGCCAAAUGUUGAGAGGAGAUAAGAGCCAGCAGAUUAUUGGACAGCUAUCAUCUUUGCCUAACAUAUACCUGAUAGCAUCUAUUGACCACCUCAAUGCUCCUCUCAUGUGGGAUCAUGCAAAGCAGAGCCUUUACAACUGGCUGUGGUACGAGACCACCACAUACAGCCCCUACACCGAGGAGACGUCCUACGAGAACUCCCUGCUGAUCACACAGUCCGGCUCACUGCCGCUCAGCGCUCUGACGCACGUCCUGCGGAGCCUGACCCCUAAUGCACGGGGAAUCUUCAAGCUGCUGAUGAAGCAUCAGCUGGAGAACCAGGAGGACCCUUCAUACCCUGGCCUCUCCUUUCAAGACUUCUACCAGCAGUGUCGGGAGGCCUUCCUCGUCAACAGCGACCUCACCCUGAGGGCCCAGAUGACUGAGUUCAGGGACCACAGGCUCAUAAGGACAAAGAAGGGCCCCGAUGGCGUGGAGCACUUACUGAUCCCUGUGGACAGCCAGACGCUGACUAACUUCCUGGAAGAGGAGGAGGAGGCGACGGUGACGGCCUGAAGUGGCCUCUGCACCUGGCUCCUUGCGCUGCCUCCCUGCGCAGGGACCAUGGUGCCACGGGUGGAUGUGCCUUCUUCACAGGUCACCUCCGGGGACUCCUGUGGGACGGGGACGCUCAGGGACGCCGGAAUGGAUGUUUCUCGGCUCUUUUCUGCUAGGGUCAGCAUUGCCGGGGCUCCGAGGAGGCCUUUAACACUCCCCGAGUUGGCCCUGCGUGCGCGCCAGCAUCUUGGCCAACCGUGUCACGUGGGAGCCGGGGCAUAGGGAGGUGGUUCAGGGAAGGGACGAAAGCCGGGCAGGACCCGGCCUACGGCAGAGGGCAGGGAGCAGGCCAGGCUGAGGGAGUCCUGGAUCGCGCCACAGUGAUUCGCACGGGGUAGGAGUGAGACGGAGCAGGGUGGCCUGCAGCCCUGGGGUGCAUGUGGCAUCUAGCAGCAGCUAUGUGGCCCAGUGGGCACUGGGCACGGUGGCAUCAGCCUGCCGCUCAAGAUGGUGUCCUGUGACCCCUGCUGAAACUUUCUAAAAGUGCUGGUGACUUCUGUUAAUUUCUUUGUGAUAUAGAAUUGAUUUUGUGUCUUAAGUAUCACUACUGAAAAGACAUCAUUUAUACAUGAAUUUACUUCUAAAAAUAUUUUUUGCCAGUAGCAUAGCAAAUUUGAGUGAGUUUCCUUCCCACGCCUGACCCCUGCCAGCGGCUAUUCUGCUGAGAGGGCGCCGUCCAUCACUGGGCUCCUAGCCCUGUGCCAGCCACCUCCCUGCCGCCCCACUUAGAGGCACAGUGGUGUCAUGCUUGGGGGUUUGCACCUUGCUUUCUUGCUUUUGUCUUGUUUAUAGCUGUUACACUAUAAAAAUAUGUAAAAUUUUAAUGACCUAACAUGCAAACUUUUGCAUCUGCUCUUAAAUAUCUAUGGUUUAUUUUUGUAAUUUUGGUGUCUGUAUACUAUUGGCGAGCAGUCAGUACAUGUCAGCAGAGUGCUACUGAUAAAUAAAAGCCACUUUGGAUAGCA
Messenger RNA from Cavia porcellus (domestic guinea pig), 4074 nucleotides. It is a transcript of the gene Orc2, whose product is annotated as origin recognition complex subunit 2. Gene Ontology annotation, cellular component: nuclear origin of replication recognition complex; nucleus. The transcript has 18 exons. Gene Ontology annotation, molecular function: DNA replication origin binding. Gene Ontology annotation, biological process: DNA replication. Lineage: Eukaryota; Metazoa; Chordata; Mammalia; Rodentia; Caviidae. Bases 1334 to 3067 code for a protein of 577 amino acids. The record is from RefSeq and is a predicted model, not a curated record.